AUGAUUCAAAUUGGUCACCAAGGAGAUGUCAGGGUUGUAGUGAUGAAGAUGCCUAAGAAGAACAUCCUGAAGAUUAAAUAUUUCACCCAUGAGGAAUAUGGCGAAAAAAAUUGUGUUCCAGAGUACGAUGACUCCUAUCGUAGUAGCGAUGAUCCCGGGACUUCAAAGAGACAUUACUGUAGCGACGAUU
Molecule: messenger RNA, 190 nt
Organism: Acaulospora colombiana
Lineage: Eukaryota; Fungi; Glomeromycota; Glomeromycetes; Diversisporales; Acaulosporaceae
Source: the annotation of a GenBank genome assembly